Mycena indigotica is the source of this 1515-nucleotide messenger RNA. RefSeq names its product Carboxypeptidase. Bases 1 to 1515 code for a protein of 504 amino acids. NCBI's taxonomy places the organism in Eukaryota, Fungi, Basidiomycota, Agaricomycetes, Agaricales, Mycenaceae. The record is from RefSeq and is a predicted model, not a curated record. Gene Ontology annotation, cellular component: fungal-type vacuole. Gene Ontology annotation, molecular function: serine-type carboxypeptidase activity. The transcript is spliced from 11 exons. Gene Ontology annotation, biological process: proteolysis.
AUGCGACUACUUUCCUCGCCGAUAUUAUUCUCGGGGCUCUCUGUCCUCGCUGGCCAGAUUCCCGCCCGCGACGGCGUGCUUGGCGGGGUGUCGCAGAAUCGCGCUCCAAUCGUCGAGCAGCAAGUUUUAACGCCGUUCGCCACGACGCCGGGGGCAUUACGGGUGACGGAGAAUUCUGGUAUAUGUGGUGCGUUGCUGUUCGAGUCACCGCAUCGAAUCGUCCCCGCUGACUAUCAAUACAUCGACGCAGAAACGACGCCAGGUGUCUUCCAAGCAUCCGGCUACGGCGAUUUGACUGCGUCGGAGAGCAUAUUUUUCUGGUACUUCGCCGCGCGGAACAACCCCGACACAGCGCCUCUUUCUCUAUGGUUCAACGGCGGACCCGGAAGCUCCAGCAUGAUUGGCCUCCUGCAGGAGCUCGGGCCCUGCCGAAUCAACAACGACUCGGCCACCGUCAGCCUGAACCCUUUCUCCUGGAACACGAACAGCAACAUGCUCUUCAUCGACCAGCCUGUCGGCGUUGGCUUCUCGCACGGCACCAUGUCCGUCGGGACAUCUCAGGCUGCUGCCGCGGACGUCUGGUCGUUCCUGCAGAUAUUCCUGAAGGAUUCACGCUUUGCUAGUCUUGCGUCGCGGGACCUCGCUAUCUGGACUGAGUCUUACGGUGGUCAUUACGGCCCGACAUUUGCGGCGUAUUUCCUUUCGCAAAAUGCCGCGAUCGCUGCUGGGACGAUCACCGGCAUCAAGCUGAAUCUCAAGACCCUUGGAGUGGGCGACGGGCUAACGGAUCCCAUUGCGCAAUACCCUGGAUAUAUCUCCUAUGCUGCGAGUAAUCCUUACCACACACUUGUUUCUUCAAGUGUCCUUUCACGGGCUAAUACAUCGUGGAAUACGGCUUCCACCGGAUGCAAAGCGCGGAUCACGGCGUGCAAUGCCGGCGGGUCCAACUCGGUAUGCUCCGCGGCACAGAGCAACUGCAACAACAACAUCCUCUCUCCACUUGCGGGCAACUGGGAUGUGUACUACGUCCCGACAGCAAACCCCGACCCGUACCCACCAGAUAUCACGUCGUAUCUCGCCUCCAUUAGGAGCAAGGUUGGCGGCGAGGUAACUUGGCAGGAGACAAAUGACAAUGUGUACGACAACUUCGCGGCAACGGGCGACUGGAUGCGCACGAGCCUGCCCAAUCUCGAGACGGUCAUCAACGCGGGCGUGCGGGUGAUUAUCUACGACGGCGACGCGGAUUACAUCCUGAACUUUAACGGCGUCGAAGCGAUGGUGGAUUCGCUGAACACAAAGUUCAGCGCGACGUUCAAGCAGCAAGUCUUUGCUCCGUAUAAGGUCAAGGGCCUCCUUGCGGGGCAGUUCAAGAAUGCUGGGACCUUCUCCUACAUUCGCAUCUAUGGUGCCGGCCAUGAGGUCCCCGCCUACAAGAAUGGAUCGCUUGCAGUGGGACAGGCGGCAUUCCAGAUGUUCUCACAAAUUAUGGCGAACCAGUCGCUAUCUUCUACCUGA